CACAUUAACACACCGGCUGCUGCUGCUGCGCCUGCCAGAAUCUCAAUGUGGGAAAUGACCGCGAGUGACCUCAAAGGAAACACUGUAUUUUAGCGACUGUGCGCACUCUCAUUUUAGACUACAUUGAAUUAACAUUUUAUGUCAAUUUUUAUUUUGAUAUUUAAGGGUAGAAAACGUUACAUUAGGGGAAAGUAUCAGGUAUACUGGUCGCGCUACUGUCUCACGAGCUUGCAAGCAGCGGGGCUACGAUUAGCUAGCUAAGCUAAAGUAGUCCGGUUUCUCAUCGCUAGCGGCCGUGGGGUUUUUACCGUAUUUUCCUCCUGCAGAUGCUAAGCUAAGCUAGGCUAGGCUAGGCUAGCUGCUGCCAUGGAUAAAGCCAAGUCAAUGAUGGACUCGAACGGAGCGUCGGGAGCCUUUCAUGUCAACAGCGGGCCGAGCCAGAGGGGGUUUCACAGCCCCAUCGCUGUGGUCGCUAACGGCAGCUGUUGCAGCAGCAGCAGUAAUGCAUUCGGCUCGAGCAGCGGAGCCAACAGCAGCACUUUCGAGAGCAUGCAUCAUCUGCACGAUGGGGAGUGCAACGGGUCCCCGGCCAAGAGGUGCAGGCUACGGCGGAGGACGGAGUCGGUGAGACGGAGCAGACCCCCCUUCCCCUGGUUUGGCAUGGACAUCGGUGGCACCUUGGUGAAGUUGGUGUAUUUUGAGCCAGUUGAUAUAACUGCAGAGGAAGAACAGGAGGAAGUGGAAAACCUCAAGUCCAUCCGCCGCUACCUCACCUCAAACGUGGCUUAUGGUAAAACAGGCGUCCGUGACGUCCACCUGGAGCUGAGGAACCUGACCAUGUGUGGCAGGACAGGGAACCUCCACUUCAUCCGCUUCCCGACACAGGGUAUGCCCCGUUUCAUACAGAUGGGUCGCGACAAGAACUUCUCCAGCCUGCACACAACACUCUGCGCCACCGGUGGCGGCGCGUACAAGUUCGAGAAUGACUUCAGGACGAUGGCCGACCUGGAGCUGCUGAAGCUUGACGAGCUGGACUGCCUGAUCCACGGCUUGCUGUACGUUGACCGAGUGAGCUUCAAUGGACACCCAGAGUGCUACUACUUCCAGAACCCAUCAGACACUCAGAGCUGCUUGAAGAAACCCUGCACCCUGGAAAACCCUUUCCCCAUGCUGCUGGUCAACAUCGGCUCCGGGGUCUCCAUACUGGCCGUGUACUCUGAGAACAACUACAAACGGGUGACUGGGACCAGUCUGGGAGGUGGUACCUUCCUGGGCCUUUGCUGUCUGCUGACGGGCUGCGAGACGUUUGAGGAGGCGUUGGAAAUGGCCAGCAAGGGCGACUCCACCAACGUGGACAAACUUGUGAAAGAUAUCUACGGGGGAGACUACGAGCGCUUUGGCCUACAGGGCUCCGCUGUCGCAUCCAGUUUUGGUCACAUGAUGAGCAAAGAGAAGCGAGACAGCAUAAGUAAGGAAGACCUGGCCAGAGCCACACUGGUCACCAUCACUAAUAACAUAGGAUCCAUAGCACGGAUGUGUGCCGUCAACGAGGUACACAUUAACACACCCCCA
Micropterus dolomieu (smallmouth bass) is the source of this 1572-nucleotide messenger RNA. It is a transcript of the gene pank1a, whose product is annotated as pantothenate kinase 1a. The record is from RefSeq and is a predicted model, not a curated record. Gene Ontology annotation, cellular component: nucleus; cytosol. NCBI's taxonomy places the organism in Eukaryota, Metazoa, Chordata, Actinopteri, Centrarchiformes, Centrarchidae. The transcript is spliced from 6 exons. Gene Ontology annotation, molecular function: ATP binding; pantothenate kinase activity. Gene Ontology annotation, biological process: coenzyme A biosynthetic process. The annotation marks the transcript as partial.